This is a messenger RNA of Folsomia candida, 621 nucleotides long. RefSeq lists its product as uncharacterized. Lineage: Eukaryota; Metazoa; Arthropoda; Collembola; Entomobryomorpha; Isotomidae. Bases 1 to 531 code for a protein of 176 amino acids. The record is from RefSeq and is a predicted model, not a curated record. The transcript has 5 exons.
AUGUUGGAAAACAAGUUGGAAUAUCUGACCCAAUUUGCACUAGCGAAUAAGCAUCGACUCAUCGACUGGAAUGGGACUUGCGAUGAAAAACUACAACACGCUUGGGUGUGGAGCGGCGAAAAGCACAUUUUUUCUGGCAGAUGCGAAUGCGCAGACGGGGACAGAUUCACGCCCGUCUUACAAUUCGAUCCUGCUGACCAUCCGGAUAACGAUGAGAAGAAAAGUCACAUGAAACGUAAGCGUCGCUGUCGUGUGAAGGAAGGUGAAUUAUGCAAUUUUGUUCGUGUCAAGAGUGGUUUUUUCCCCGGAGUGAAUAUCAGUGUGCCAGACUUUUUCGAAUGUGUCGAACCCUUCGUUUGUGCUAUCAAGGUGGACCCGGAGUCGGACAAAGUUACUCACAGACCCAUAGUUUCCGAGACGUGUCAAACGGUUGAGAGUAUCACUCUAGGGGCGAAGGUUGGGUUCAAAGCGCAAAGUGCUAGCGUGGAUGAAUGCGAGGAUGUCAAGGCUGGUCGUAGCCCUCACCGUUAGUGUGAGAAGCUAUGUAGCCCUGCGGUAGUGAUGGGAGUUGUUCACUUUUACAGAGCGUGUGACCACUUCACACGAUACAUAUUUAUUUCA